Molecule: messenger RNA, 496 nt
Organism: Choloepus didactylus (southern two-toed sloth)
Lineage: Eukaryota; Metazoa; Chordata; Mammalia; Pilosa; Megalonychidae
Gene: S100P
Product: S100 calcium binding protein P
Exons: 2
Coding region: 85-372 (95 amino acids)
Biological process (GO): endothelial cell migration
Cellular component (GO): cytoplasm; extracellular exosome
Molecular function (GO): calcium ion binding; transition metal ion binding
Source: RefSeq, a predicted model, not a curated record
ACCCUCGGGGGCCUUAUAAAGCGCCGAGCGGCUCGGGCAGGGGCUCCACGCCAGGCGCCGAGGACACGGACCCCAUAGGGCACCAUGACCGAGCUGGAGAUGGCCGUGGGGAUGAUCGUGGACGUCUUUGCCCGGUACGCGGGCGGGGAGGGCAGCAAGCAGACCCUGACCAAGGGCGAGCUGAAGGCGCUGAUGGAGAAGGAGCUCCCGGGCUUCCUGCAGAGCGGAAGAGAAAAGGACACUGUGGAUAAACUUCUCAAGGACCUGGAUGCCAACGGAGACGCGGAGGUGGACUUCAACGAGUUCAUCGUGUUUGUGGCAGCACUCACGUCUGCCUGCCACAAGUACUUUCAGCAGGCAGGACAAAAGUGAUGCCCUCCAGAUGCAAGAUUCCUGAAGGAGGCAGAGACAGGGUCAGGGAGUGGGCCUCUGGCUUCCAGAAAGCCCUCUGUGGGAGAUUAUUACCCUGGACUGAUUAAUAAAUGCUGGGAAAUGA